AUGUCGUCUCCAGUAGACCAGCAGAUUAAUACUGACUCGUCCAUUCAGACAUUUAUUUCUUCUUUAAUUUUCAAUACAGGCAUUACAGUUGCGGUAUUUAUUGCUUUUGAUUUUGUAAGGAAACGAAAUAGAAAGGUUUAUGAACCUCGAACUUAUCUGGUUCCUGAAAAGAAAAGGUCGGAACCAUUACCAACGGGAUUUUUUAAAUGGGUUUUACCGGUUCUAAGGGUUCCCGAUGAAGAAGUUAUAAAGCGAAUAGGGCUUGACGCGUUUAUGUUUAUAAGAUUCAUGGGAUUGUUUAUGAAGUUAUUUGGUAUAUUUAGUGUCCUUGGAAUAGUAAUUUUACUACCACUUGAUUCUAAAAAUCAAAAAGGUGGCUCUGGCUUGGAUCAAUUCACUCUUGGUAACAUUUCCGACUCCAAUAGAUUAUGGGCUCACUUGAUUCUCUCAUAUUUUUUCAGCUGUGUUACAAUAUAUGUACUAUAUCAUGAGUUGCGUACAUUUAUUCGCUUACGCCAUGAAUAUCUCACAACUGACGAACAUCGAAAUUCUCCACGGGCGACCACCAUAUUAGUUGUCGGCAUUCCAAAUGAAAUGAAUAAUUCUAAAGCGUUGAAAGCUUUAUUCGAUAUAUUUCCGGGUGGAGUGAAGCGCAUAUGGCUUAAUAGAGAACCAUCUAAACUUGAAGGUUUCAUGGCUGAUCGAGAGAAAUUAGUGAAUAAAUUAGAAGGUUCCGCUACAACAUACAUAACGCAACACGCAAAGAAUUUAGCAAAGUCACCAUCCAAAGAAUCUAAUGCCGAAAAUGGAAGUAGCGCACCGAGUACUACACGUCCACAACACCGUAAAUUACUAAUAAUGGGAAAAAAAGUUGAUUCCUUGGAAACUUAUCGUUCUGAUUUAAGCAACUUAAAUCAACAAAUAUUAAAUUUGCAAAAAAACCCCAAUGAUUUUAAACAAUUGAAUUCAGCUUUUAUACAAUUUAAUAAUUAUAUCGGGGCUCAGUUAGCCGCUGCAUCGACGGUUCCAAGGUUAACUGAUAUUGCCCCUGAUGAUAUCAUUUGGGAAAAUUUGAAUUUGAAGAAUAAUCAAAGAAUCAUUAGAAGGUUUAUUAGUCUAGCCAUUGUUAUUGCUCUUGUAUUACUUUGGAUUUUUCCAGUCACAUUUGUCGCGUCUAUUAGUCAAUUGGAAUCAUUGCAAAAACUCCCAUUAUUGAAGAAUAUUAUAGGGUCUUUUCCAAAAGAGGUCUUUGGUAUAAUUCAGGGUAUUUUACCAGCUUUAGGAUUAGCGAUAUUGAUGUUUAUAUUGCCAAUAAUUUUAAAAUUUUUAUCCAAAUUCGAAGGAAUUGUCACGUAUUCAUCGGUUGACCUUAGCUUGCAGGGCAAAUAUUACUUCUUUUUGGUUGUGAAUGUACUUUUAAUUUCAACAUUCGCUAAUGGUAUAUUUACGGCAUUGCCAAAUCUUAUUGAGAAACCAACACAAGCAAUUGACAUUUUAGCAGUAAAUCUUCCAUUGGCUUCAACAUUUUUCCUUACCUAUGUCCUUCUUACGAUAUCAGCUAGCGCCAUAGAAAUAUUCCAAAUUGCACCUUUAAUUUCGGACAUUAUCUUUAGGAAAUUUUUAGCUAAAACUCCUAGAAAAAUUUGGCAAUUGGAACGAGCGAUGUUAUAUAAAGAUUGGGGAACGGCUUUCCCUCCACAUACAUUGAUAGCCUGUAUCGGUUUGGUAUACUCUACAGUACAGCCAUUAAUCCUUCCUAUCGUUACCUUACAUUUUAUGAUUUAUUACUUGGUGUAUCGUUAUCAGUUCCUUUACGUAUACGAACAGCCAAAUCAGACGGGAGGAUUAUUGUUCCCAAAGGGAGUUUAUCAAAUGUUUACAGGGAUUUAUAUAUUUCAAUUAACACUUACUGGAUUAAUGUUUCUUAAAGGGGCUUUUGUACAAGGCAUAUUGUGUAUUAUAUUGUUAAUGGCAUCGGUCAUAGUAUUAGUAUCCAUGAGAAAGAUCUUUAAACAUAAUCCAAGGGCCGAAUUUUUACCUGUUGAUUUGACGGGUAUAAUUGAUAUGAAAUCAAGAAAGGUUUUGGUAGGAAAUGAUCAUGGUAAACAUAAACAUGAACAAGAAGUUGUUGAAAAGGAUGAAUAUGCAAGGCAAGAUGUAUUGCAUAUAAAUGAAGGCGAUGAAGAAGAAUUGCAAAAAGAAGAAGGGUCAAAAACGUUCAUGCAUCCUGCUAUCACGUCCGCACAACCUAUAGUUUGGUUACCUGAUGAUCAAAACAUUUCAGAUGAUUUUAUAAAUGAAUUUCGGAAAAGUGGGAUUAAUGCGACAAAUCAAGGCGCAACUCUUAAUGAAAAAAGUAAAGUUGUAAUCGAUAAAAAUAAAAUUCCCUUAGAUAUUCAAGAUGAUAAAUAUGCCAAGCAAUUGAUGCAAGAGAAAGCACAAGAAAAAAAUCAUGGUGGCCCGAUUCAAAAUGUUGCUGGUACAAGUCAUACUCAUUAA
Molecule: messenger RNA, 2499 nt
Organism: Funneliformis mosseae
Lineage: Eukaryota; Fungi; Glomeromycota; Glomeromycetes; Glomerales; Glomeraceae
Source: the annotation of a GenBank genome assembly